ACCAUCCUACUCACCACCGCACCGGCACCACAGACCGCACCGGCACCGCUCAGCUCCAUCGCGCCUCCAGCUUCAGCUGAGCUCCAACUCAACUCAAAUUAAUCGCAGAUGGUUUCUUGUGCGCCAGUAGUGGCUUAGCGCAUUAGCGGCGGAGGUUGGUACGAUCAGGUAGGCCGGAGGUGAGGUGCCACAUGUUGAGUGGACAAACGGCGGUUAGUGGCAGCAGCAGCAGCAGCAUCAUCCGCGGCGUCGAGCAGCAGCACCAGCGUCGGCCGAUCGAGGAGGGAGAGGAGGAGGAGCCAGAGUUCAGGGACAUCCACGCGCUGAGCCCGCCGCGCGCGCUGAGCCUGUACCGCCGGAGCCGGCCGGGCAGCAGGGACUCGUGGGGGUCAGCGGCGGGAGCAGGGGGGAGCAGACACACGUCGAUCCGCUCCGUCGGGAGCGACACCGCCCCCAGCGAGCUCUUCCCUACUAUGAGCAGGGAGUUCUCGGCCAUGGUCGCCGCAGCAGCCAGCGCUAACGCCUCGUCCUCCGCGGCAGCAGGCCACGGGGAGAGCGUGGCGAACGAGGACGCACUGGGGAGGAUCGGCGAGGAGGAGCUGGAGGAGACGAACCCGCUCGCCAUCGUGCCGGACAGCAACCCCAUCCCGUCGCCGCGCCGGGGGAUGACGCCGCGCCCGGUGACCGGCGGCGAGGUGGUGGUGCCGAGUGCCGGCCAGGGACAGGGCGACGAGGUGUCAGUGGGGCAGGUGAAGAAGGACGAGGUGGAGACCAAGAUCGCCGCGUGGCAGAUCGCCGAGGUCGCCAAGGUCAACAACCGCUUCAAGCGCGAGGAGGUGGUCAUCAACGGGUGGGAGGGCGACCAGGUGGAGAAGGCCAGCGCAUGGCUCAACAAGUACGAGAGGAAGCUGGAGGAGAAGCGGGCCAAGGCGAUGGAGAAGGCGCAGAACGAGGUGGCCAGGGCCCGGCGGAAGGCGGAGGACAAGCGCGCGUCGGCGGAGGCCAAGAGGGGCACCAAGGUGGCGCGCGUGCUGGAGCUCGCCAACUUCAUGAGGGCCGUCGGGAGGGCGCCCACCAAGCGCUCCUUCUUCUGAGCUGCCAUGCCCUGCCGCCAUUAUUUCGCCUCUUACUCGCCGUCGCCGGAUCCUUCACCGCUUCGCUCCGCAGGACUCCUCCUGUGCUCGCUGCUCUGCUGUGUGGAACUCUCGUUUUAGUGUUGUAUCCACAUGUAUGGUGUGUCAUCGUUCCCUUCCCUCUUUCUUUCUUCUUCAUUUCUCGUGUUUGACAUGGAGUACAUAGCAUAAGAAUGCAAGGGUGUGCUCUGCCUGCCGAGUCCAAGUGCGAGAGCUGCCUGUAUUUUGUUUCUGUUUCUCCUUCCAAUCGACGGUAUUGUGUGUGUGUGUGUGUGUGUGUCAAUAUGAACAAGAUAUGCAGUAAAUUACUGUUUCUGUGCA
Messenger RNA from Hordeum vulgare subsp. vulgare (domesticated barley), 1454 nucleotides. Its product is annotated as remorin 4.1-like. The record is from RefSeq and is a predicted model, not a curated record. The transcript is spliced from 2 exons. NCBI's taxonomy places the organism in Eukaryota, Viridiplantae, Streptophyta, Magnoliopsida, Poales, Poaceae. Bases 192 to 1094 code for a protein of 300 amino acids.